Messenger RNA from Lineus longissimus, 11318 nucleotides. RefSeq names its product protein capicua homolog. Gene Ontology annotation, cellular component: nucleus. Gene Ontology annotation, biological process: regulation of transcription by RNA polymerase II. Gene Ontology annotation, molecular function: RNA polymerase II transcription regulatory region sequence-specific DNA binding; DNA-binding transcription factor activity, RNA polymerase II-specific. The coding region runs from base 108 to 8324 and encodes 2738 amino acids. Lineage: Eukaryota; Metazoa; Nemertea; Pilidiophora; Heteronemertea; Lineidae. The transcript has 20 exons. The record is from RefSeq and is a predicted model, not a curated record.
UAUGCUCAUUCACUUAUUUCACGGAAGGGACAAGACCAACUCACCACAAAAUAUCGGACAAGACAAGAUACUUUGGGACCAUCCAACAAUGGUCUCAAACGUAGGCAAUGCUGAGGCGCAGUAAGCGAUCCCGUGAUCGCAAAUCUCCAACCGAAUCUACCUCAAGUUCUUCUGCUUCAAGUAUGAAGAGCAAGUCUCGACGAAGAGCAGACAAAUCGGACGGGAACGCUGGAAAACGGGAUGACAGUGAUCGUUCGACGGCAACGGAUAGUUCAGAGGAAGCAAGUGUUGAAGGAAACCGUAAAGUUAGCGAGAAAACAGAAGGCCAGUCUGGCAGUGGAAGGCAAGGGUCGGGAUCAGAUAUAGAAGCACCGAGCACUCCUAGUAGCAGUGGUCGAACAAGCGCCACAGCAGAGGUGGGAUUGUUGGGCUUGACACCUGGUGAUUCUGGUAUUGAGAAAACUCCAACCCCUACGCCGCAAGAAGGGAAAAGAAUCAUAGCGAAGCCGCCAAAGAAGAGAAAGGGAAACGAUUUCGAAGGCGAAGCUGGCCAAAUGAUGGAAACGCGGCCACAUAUCGAUUUGUCCGACUGGAAGGACCACCGUGUCCUGGCCAGGAAGGACCAUAUGUAUGUACCUGGUGUCAUCAAGGUGAUACACCAGAAUAGUCACUUGGGUGUUCUAUUGGAUUCGGACAAGGACUUUACAUUCUAUAAUUAUGUUAUUGAGACGAGAAGUUUGGACAUCGUUAGUGACCAUUCUCCUUCUGCCAGUAUGGUGAACAUUGGUAGUAAGGUCUGCGUGCGAAUCAAUGCUGAUGUCAGCGCUUUCUAUGAAGGGAAGGUCAUUGAGAAGAAACUGCAGCCUGUGAGCUACCAUGUUAUGAUCUGCAACAAGGAGGCAGCACAGGGAAUGCAGGAUGUUUGGGUACCAAGAGCGAUGUUGCGAUUGUUACAGCCUCCAUGGCACGAGGAUUUGGAAGAACUACUAGAGCAGUUGGAAACUGUGUCAGUCAGUACAACAUCUCCAGGUGUUGUGUCGCCAAAAGUUGAGCAGUCACCAGUUUCAAUGCCUCAGCCGCAGAUCUCUCCACAACCUCAGCAUCAACCCAAACCUCAACCGCCACCACCGCAAGUGCAGAUGCAUGUGGCACCACCAUUACAGUCGCCACCUCAGCCACUACCACAGCCACCACCACAGCCAGUGCCACCGCAGAUGAGGCCAUUGCUGGAGCAACCCAGUCCAAAGGAACAACACUUCUAUCGGGAUCGGGAUCGGAUGGUGGAGUUUGGGCCUGAGGAUUCUGAUGAAGAUGAUGAUCACCAGGAUGAAGUCUCGUUUGAAUCGGAAGGGUUCUCAACUCCAAGAUCUGGGAGCAUCACACCAGCUCGUGGGAAGGGGAUCUGUACGAGUGCUGGAAUUAGCGGGGGCAGCGGGAGCAAGCAACCGCCAAAGAAGAGAGAAUGUGCCCGAAGCAGGAGUGCCCAGUCGGUUGAAAGUCGUGCAAGUACACCACGUUCGCCCAUCACGGCCCAGAAGUAUAAGAAAGGCGACGUGGUAUCAACACCGAAUGGUAUACGGAAGAAGUUCAAUGGGAAGCAGUGGCGACGUUUGUGUUCCAAAGAAGGCUGCACAAAGGAGAGCCAGAGACGCGGAUACUGCUCACGCCAUCUGUCUUUGAAGGGUAAAAGUCUGCGAGCAGCUGCGCUCACAUUCCCUGGUCGUAGAAAGGGAGAGUUGAAGGAGGGUCAGAUCGAGUGGGAGGAUGCAGAGGGUUACGGUGACGAUAGACGUCUAUCUGGACGAUAUGAUGUUCUUGAUGAGACUGAAGCUGCUAAUCUUCUGGUAUCACUCGGAAACUCCAGGUCCACAACACCAGCAUUUUCACCAACACCGGGCCAGAAUCCGAUCUCACCACACCACUCGGCAUCACCGCUUGGAUAUCGUAGUGGCUCUGCUUCCACCUUCACACCGAUUUCCCCACACCCUGGGAUGUCGCAUGCAGGAAUGAUGGCAUCGCCAAGACGCUCAUGGAGUGCAAGCACUCCGAAAUCUGACCGUUCAUCUGGAACUGGUGAACUGGUAUCUCCUAUCACUCCACGUCACAGCACUGGAAGCAUCAGUGCAGCCUCUUCAUACCAGGCACAGAUGGAGCAGUAUGGAAUACAUCUUGAACACAAGCCGCAUUUGGAUCCGAUGAGUCGCAUGGGAUCAUAUGUACAUCCGAAACAGGAACAAGACUCGGGAAUCGAGCUGACCUGCAUGACUCCGACAUCGGUCAAUGCAAUGGUGCAUAGUGGAAUGGCACAGGGCCAAGAGAUGCACACUCCGCAGAAGUAUCUCCCGCACUUGAAGGCACAGAUGAUGUAUGAGCAGCAGAGCCCGAUGCAUAAAUCGCGGGAAGAGGACCAGGUGCGGUACGAGCAGCGCAUCAUGUCGCGGCAGAGUUCAAGCGAGGCAUCAUCGGCGAGUCAGCUGUCAACGGAGCAGCAAGCACUGGACAGCUUGUUCAAGGUCGUGCAGGACAAGUUCCCGCCUGGUCCGUCCUCCGCUGCGGGGUCGCACCAGAUUCCUCACUCCUCGACGUCAUCGUCCUCAGGAAGCCAAGGUGCGAUAACCUUGCAGGCAUUGCCAAUGUCGGCCGUUGCGCUCCACCCCACGCCAGCCACGUUACUCCCCGUGAUGCCCGUCGGGGGUGAAGCGAGGACAGACAGCAGUCCAGCAUCUUCUGGAGGAGACACGAAAACGACUGGCCAACCCACUCAGAGUAUAAUGACCCUAGGCAAAUUAUAUCAUGCCUCGGAGAGAGAGUCGUUGGAAGUUUUUCCCUGGCACUCACUGGUCCCGUUUCUAACCAACACGAGUACGCAGACGUCACCCCCGGCAACCGCAUCGUCAACACCCCAACUUCCGACUCCCACGACCACCACAGCACCCGAGGCAGUUGCAGAGGAGCAGUCCAGCCCUUCACCUAUAGGUGAUAAGGUCGACUUGCCCCCGGUCGCAGACGAUGACGACGAUGAUGUCUUCGUCACCAUAGACGCACCACUGGAGGAGAUACCGCUGAAACGCCGGACACAGUCACUAAGCGCGCUGCCCAAGGACGACCCAAAGAGCCCAAGGAAGAUAAAGGACAAGGAGCAUAUCCGACGUCCGAUGAACGCCUUCAUGAUCUUCAGCAAGCGCCACAGGGCGUUAGUCCACCAGCGCCACCCUAAUCAGGAUAAUCGUACUGUCAGCAAGAUCCUCGGUGAAUGGUGGUACGCGCUCGGGCCGAGAGAGAAACAGAAAUAUCACGACUUGGCCUUUCAGGUCAAGGAGGCGCACUUCAAGGCUCAUCCCGACUGGAAAUGGUGCUCAAAAGAUCGUAAGAAGUCCAGCACGAGUUCUGCCCAAGGAGGACCGGGUGUUCCCCGGAAAGGCAGUACAUCGGAGGAAGCGGGGCCAAGUCAUGGACAUGGAUCAGGUCAGCCGCUGCCUUCUCAAGGUCAAGGUCAAGGUCAGCGGCAAGGUCAACCCCUCCCGGCCAGUCAGAUCUCACCAGGGUCGUUCCUGGCCGCGCCAAUGCCGUCGCUUGGAGAUUACGAGAAGAAGCGAUCAUAUUCGACGUCUGCUGUGGAUAUGGGGAGUGACCACGGAGGAGGGGCAGGUAGUGCCCCCUAUAUGACACAUCUUUCACCCUCACAGCAUCCGGGAAACUUGCAAGGUGCUCUGGACCAAGAGCAGGGCCAGGGCGCUAUCAUUCCAGCUCAACUCAAACCUUCUUCAGACCAUUCCCGACCUAUCGCUACUAGUGGCAAUAGGCGGGAUUCGGUCAAAAUGGCCGCCGACGAUGAUGACGACGUUAGCGAUGACGAGAGAUUGAUCAUUGGAGACGCAGAUGAUAUGGAUAACGAUGAUGAAUUAGCUGCAGCCGAUACUGGCGGCAUCGACCUCAACUGCAAAGAACACGUCUCGGACAGCGAUAUGGACAGCCAAUCAGAAGACGAGGCCCUCAUCGAAAACAAAGCGUUUCCACAGCAACGAUUCUCUCCCGUCAUGAAACGCGUGUCACCGUCGGACGUCACUCUACGACCGAAGCCUAUAAAAAUGAAACCGGACUCGCCGAUCCGGGGUCAUUUACGUAAUCACAGCUUACCACAUCGCUCAUUGGACGAUUCAGUUUUAUUACCCCGCCCAUCUUCAAACGGUUCAAGUUUCCAACCAAAGGGGGCAGUAUUUAAAGUGCAUUCACCUAAAGGUAGGACCGGUAGCCUUUCUCAGUUGGACCCAGUUUACGAACCUCUUUACAUGGAAUCUCCUGCUAGUGAUGCCAGCAAUGGUGAAUUAUUAGUAAAAGUUUCUAGUCAGCGCCCAAAUCAAGUGAAGACAAUACAUAAUAUCACUGUGAUGUCAACGGACGAUAAGGUGAUUUUGUCGUCGGAUUCAGAGACUCAUUUGGGAGCCCAGAACGGUGUUGGUCCGAUCAUGGGCAAGAUGCCACAAAAAGCUCCAAAGCCACCUCCGUUGCCAGCGUCAAACAUUCCACAACAAGUCAGUAGGAGUUCGGUAUCCUGGCAACAGGCGGCGCCACUAACACCUCUGACAACGCAGGUGUCUAAUACGUACACGACGACAUUCAAGUCGAUCACGACGCCGAUCCCGAUCGCUUCUAAGCCUGUGAUGUCACAAGUGAAUAACGGCGGCCCGAAAACGCCACUUGGAAUCGCGCCGCAAGUGACAGUUCAAGCGACAUCACCGUUAAAAAAUGUUGGCACGUUUUUUGUACCUGGCGCACCCUAUAUUCUCAGUGCCCCCCUGACUCCGACCGCUACAGUGAGUAGUGUCAAUAUUCCGAAAGCCUUGACUCCAGUGACUGCUGUACCACAAUCAUCGCCGGGAAAUGGCGGUAUGUUAACUGCAACAAUACGGAAUCUGGCGCCGCAAAAUACUCAGCCAGUUUCUGCGCCUUAUACGACACAAGCUCUGGGUCAAACGAUGCUGGCUAAUGUUGUGUUUAAAGGUAGUGGCUCUGGUGCCAUGCCACAAAGCCCAGCGCCUCUCAGCCCUGCGCCAAUCCGUGUGUCAACACCUACUCACGUGCAGUACAUUUUACCGUCAUUGACAGUUCAAGCAACCCCAGGGGGGAAAUUACAGAACGUCCUUCACAUGGCUUUGCCAGGCACGCAUGUUCCAGCCGGAAAUAUUCAGUUGACACUACCGAGCCAAAUUCAGCAACAUGCUCAAAUUCAGGGGAAUAAGAUUCAGUUGACGCAACCACCUGGGGUCAGUGUCGCUCAUCAGAAGGUCAUACAAGCACCCCAGAGCCCGGGCCUAGGAGUUUCACAGUCGCCUCAGCCACAAACUGUGCAAGUGAUCCAAGCUCAAAGUCCAAAACAGGCUAUGGUCCAGCAUCCACAAGUGGUUGCCCUUAGUAACCCUUCGGUCACUGUGGCAACAAGUCAACAGAUGCAGCAAUACCAGUAUCAAGUGCAGCAGUACCACCAAGCUCAAGCUCAGCAGCAGGCGAGGUCUCAACAGCAGUACCAUGUUCAGCAGGUUCAGCAACAACCGGUUCAGCAGCCUACCACACAGCAGGUCCAGGCACAACACCCCCAAUCUCAACAACAGCAAAUUCAGCAGCUCCAGCGACCAGUUCAGCAGCACUCUCCUCUGCCUCAACAAAAACACCUCGUCAGACAGCAGACGAUCCCUCUAUCACAGCCACAGUAUCAACAGCAACACGUGCAGCAACAGUCCCAUGUGCAGCUGCAUUCACCCGGGCAGCAAUCCGUGCAACACGUGCCACAGACGUCAAUGCAACACGUGCCGCAGACGCCAAUGCAACACAUGCCGCAGACGUCAAUGCAACACGUGCCGCAACCCCAACCAACAGUGCAGUACGUGCACGUGCCACAGCAUCCAACAACAGUGCAACACACGCCACAGCACUCACAACAUCAGGUACUUCAACAACAGGCUGCAGUGACCCAGCAGUCCCAGUUACAACAACAACACGUGCAACAGCAGGUUCACGUGCCGCAGCAGCCAACGCACGUGCAGCAGAUAUCUCACUUACAACAACAGCAGUCACAUUUACAACAAGUUCAGCAACAACAACAAUCACAUCAACAACAGCCACAAAUACAUCAACAGUCACAUUCACAACAACAGUCACAUUCACAACAGCAAUCACAUUCACAACAACAAUCACACCAACAACAGCAAUCACACACACAACAAUCACACAUACAACAACAGCAACAACAGUCCUAUAUACAGCAACAGUCACACCUUCAACAACAGCAACAGUCACAAUCGCAACAACACAUUCUCCAGCAGCAGACGUCGCCAUCGCAGAGGUCACCGCAGCCGCAGUAUCAGGUGAUACCAGUGGAACAGCUGUCGUCGCAUCAACAAAGACUGCUGCUACCCUCUAACAAGGUCUCCUAUGUCUCACCGAACACACCCACGACGCCCAGCACUCCUCUCAGUAAGCAUGGCGAUGGAGUCGCACCAACAUACAUCAGCUACAUUGCAAACGUACAGCCAGUGGGAGGCCAAUCUCCCCAGCACGUCAUCCUCCAGCCGCAGCCCGUUCGAUCCCCGGCACCCUCCACCCCUCUGACGCCAUCUGCUCCGGCCAACAUCUCUCAAGUGUCCCCAGGCUCCGGUCAAACCAUCAAAUACACACACAAUGUCCACAGUCCACCACAGAGUCACAGUCCUGCAAUUUAUCAAGGUGGGAUGAAUAUCAAGGGAGAUAUCGGCUACGUAACGAGUACAGCCUCCCAGCCCAAGCCGCUGCGCGUGAAAGCAUCCGUAGCUAAUAUUCCUGUUGCCACGGAGUCACUGCAGGCAGUAGCUCCUAGCAACAAAGCUCCAGUGACUCAGACAACUGGUAGUCUGCGGCAUGAGGUGAUGGAGCAGCAUCCGCACACGCCGGAUCACAGCAGUAGGAGAUACUUCUUUCCCUCCCUGAGUGAUAUGAACGUCCCAAGUCCCAUCAGCGAUCGCCCUGUUGAACCCUCAGACAGCCAAAACAAUGAAGGAAAACCCCAGCGAGCCUGCAAGGGCAAACGUUACAAAGAAAUCGUGGCCGAGAGUGGGUUAAAGGCGUUGAAAAGGGAGCGCAAAGUCGUACAUAAAUCGUCCAGUAACGAUUCGAGUGAUGACAAGGUGUCUAUCCCUCCUCCGUCACCAACGCGGCUUCAGCCUCCAUCACCCAUGCAGCCUCCCGCUGCCCCGCCUCCGGUCAGAGAUCCAUCGCCAGAUAAUCGUCGGGAAUCUCAGUCCAGUUCACAGAUGUCAGUGCCGUCGUCAAAUGGCAAUGGGCAUCCAAAACAGAAGCCAAUACCUCCCCCGAUCCAGUUACCACCACCAGGGGGCAUUCCAACCAUCAGUAUCUCAAGCAGUCCGCUCAUUCCCCACAGCCCUCUCGUACCUAAUAGCCCACUGCUGAGUCCACGGCGAGCAUUCCUCAAACGCAAUAUCGACGAUGGCAUGGAAAAAGUUCUAGAGGAUGUCGACUUCGAGCGCCAAUUUGGAGAACUGCCCCAAUUCAUACCUGACAACUCUGAGAGUGGGACGCCACUGCCACAAAGUCCAAGAGUAUUGCUGGGGACGUACAAGAAGAAAAGAAAAAAUGAAGAUGGAGAGGAACUGUCCAUGUCGCCAAGGGUUCCUAAAGUGCGGCGAAUGUCAAACAGUUCUGAAUGCGGCACACCGAAGACGCCGAAAAGUGGACGAUUUGAGGACACGAAGUUCUUCGGCAGUAAUUUUAAUUUGGAUGCAUUGGCGGAGGCUGCUUCUCUUCAGAGACAAGGUCUGUUGGCUGAUUUCAGUGACUGUGAUCUUGGUUCGCCCCGCACACCUAAAACACCGAGCUCUCCUGGGUCGUACUCGUCUCUGCGGCGGACCCUGGACCAGCGACGCACGUUGGUCAUGCAAAUGUUUGAGGAGCAUGGAUUUUUCCCUUCGUCCCAGGCAACUGCUGCCUUCCAGAAUAAACAUCAUGACAUCUUCCCAAGCAAGCUGUGCCUUCAGCUAAAAAUACGCGAAGUCCGACAAAAAUUGAUGGCACAGACAACAUUUAGUACGGACCCGGAGAAUGCCCAAACAACGAAUACCUUAUCGGCUAGCAAUUCUGGUGCGCCGAACCAGUCAAUAGGUGUCACUGGAAGCCAGGUGACGCGGCCGUCUAAUCCGAAUAUCGGGCUGGGGACGUCCCCGUUAGUUCAGGGGAAUGCUGCACCAAGUUCUGCUGCUGGUCAGUCGCAGCAGGUUGAUUUGAACUCGAACACAACGGGGGAGAAAGGACCGGUUAUCUUCAUGGAGCAUGAGUAACUGUUGAUGUGUGUGAUGGCGCUGUGAUAAACUGCAAUAAGACUGGGCUUUAACGGAUUGGCAUCGCUGAGGCAUGUUCAUGAGAUAGACUUCUGGUGGAAAAUGAUCUGGACAUUGUUUCUCGUUUGUUUGAAAGCUUGUUUAAGAGCUUUGAGCUGUAUGGGUCGGACAAUAUCUUGUGGACACAUGAGAGAAUUUCUCGGAGAGUUCCUUGAAGGCACCAUCAAGAGUUUGGUUGUCAAACUACAGAUGAUCUCACAAGUGACCAGAAUCGUGAUAACAUGGACUGAUAGCGUGUUAGUUGAUGACCGUGUCGAGUGUCAGAUAGAGUUUUGUACUUGUGAUUGAUAAGAAAAACAAAGGGAAUUUCAUUCUCCGCAAAUUUCAGUAUGAACGUCUAUCUGAAACUCGUGUUUACUCAAGGAUUGCAAAGAUUAAGUCAGGGAUAAAAUAUUUUUUAGAUGAGGCCACUAUUUUUUUAUGUGCAGACUGAUGCAUAGAGCCUACCUAAGUAAGGAUACCAGUAUUUUUUCAAACGUGCUAAGCUGUGAUGAAUUCAAGUAUGUCCCAGUUGCUCAAUCAGCAUUAGAGACUAGACUACUAACACUAGUGUUAGUUUAAAAACUGAGCAUUAUCUCAUGUAGUUAAUGCUGCUACUGCUAAUGAAAUUAAGACUUGACGUUACUGCUGUCACUGAUUGAGCAACCUGGAUUCCGAUUGUGCGACCUGACCCAGAUUGUUUAUCAAAUGUUUUUGACUGAUUAAGUCAUGUUAAUGUGAUGUACAGGAAUUGCAUGCAAACGUGGAAAUAACAAUUGUUUCAAUGAAUAUUUUGCAGCAACCUGUACAUAAACUUCAUACAGUGAUCUUUGUGAGUCGGAAUUCAUCUGAUCAAUUUUGUGUCAAAUGAAAGAUUCAGGAUGCAAGUGUCUGGUCAGAAAGCCAAUUAAGGUUAUCUAUACUCCGCACAUAAUCAUUUAACAUCCUUAUGAUAGUUACUGAAGGCAUCCACCCCAGAUUCUCUACCACUGGCAAAUAAAGUAAGACCAUUUAUAUUGGUACACCCUGUAGUUUAUGUUUUCCACCAAUAUAGAAGAUUUUCAAACCUAUUUGAGGUUCGGUGUAUGACAAUGGACGGGGUAAUGAAGAUAUGAAAUGGUUCGAGUUAUGAUUAUAAGGACAAUUGGAAAUUUGGUUUUAUAUAUGAAGAUUGUGCUACAUGUUUUAUGAAUGUUUUUUGAUUUUCAAAUAUCAUGUCAAAAGACGAUAGUUUGAAAUGACUGGUCUAAUUGGGUCGCAAGUAAGGUAUUCUUACUAAUGAGGCCCACCCUAAUAUUAAUAUUGAGUGCCAUUUGUCAGUGAAGUUAAUAUUUUAAGUUCGACUUAAUCUUCAUUGUUGUUUUGUUGAUGAGUAAAUUGAUUGUGUCCUGGGCUGGGUUUUACCGGUAUCCAUCAACCUUACCACCCCAUUCCAUACAUAAACUCAUCUUUUUAAAAUGCAUGAGAAGAGUCCAUUCAGAAAUGUGGGGGUGUUCCCAUUCAAUUUAGGAAAAUACUCUCAUAACCGCUGUGAUGAGAUGAAAUUUUCGAAUGCUUUUAUGUUGUGUCGGUUAUGUUUAGUUUAUUCCCGUUGUCAGAUAAAUGAUAUCUAAUUUGUUGUCAGUGCAGCUGACAAGUAUCGCAGUGGCUACAAUCUAUGCCUGCCAUUUCACAUAAAGGACCCAGGUUGUCUUUUGCCAAACAAGGUUGGACUCCUUGUAAAGGUCGAGGUCCUGGUUUUAACUUACCGGUACCCCUGUUAUCAAUGCCCUGUGUCUUGUUGACCCUGACCUUGUUUAUCCUGGCCUACUGGCACACUGCAGACAGACUUCGUGUAUGUAUUCAGUUUGAUUUAGUUGCAAAUAUAAAUACAUGUGAUGUAGUCAGUUUGGUCUCUUUAUUGACUGCUGUAAAUAGACUUCAGUUCGGUCAGCUGAACAGUCAACUCUACUAGAAGAAUUAGCACGACCGAGAGGAAAGGUCACAUGCUCUUGUGUCAUUGUCUUUGCCUUCGCGGCAUUGGAAUAUAUUGCAGGUGUUUUGUUUUCAUUGUAGGGGAAAUAGACAGCAAUUGGAGUAAGAUCAUAGCGGUGUUGAUGGGCACAGAGUCAAAUGUGUUGAAACAGCUGAAAACAUCUCUCGAAGGAGGGGUACCUAUAGUAAGAGAAACUGCCUUGUCUGUUCAGUUGGUGAAAUAUAGAGUGAAUAGUCUCUCUAGCAUGUCUGCUCUAUUUACUCUACCAUACUCUAUAGAGGACAUGUAUCCGUAAACAUUUGUAUCGUUUCUUACAUGUACAUUAUGUAUCUGUUCAUCAUUAUGACACUUUUCUAUUUCUGUUUUGUGGGUGUGUUUCGUCAUUCUACUCAAGAUCUAAGUAUUUACUUAUUGCUGUUGUUUUGAGAAGUCUUUGAAAAACUUUGUUGUAGUUGAAGGGCUGGUGUUUGUCACUCUGGGUGGAUGUAAAUUUGGUGUUUAAAUAAACUGGCACCAAGGGUUUAGUGAGUAUCUUCUGUGCUAAAUCCCUUAUAUUGUUGACACCAACUUUAAAAUCACCCUGGGAACUUUGGAUAUUUCUGAUUUGAAAGAAAGAUAUUGUUAACAAACCUGAAUAAUAUUCUCCAAGCAUGAACAAGGGUUAAUGAAUGCUUGAAACCGUAGCUUUACCUUGACUUUGGGCAUUCCAAAUAGAGUUGUGCUCAGGAAGUAGACGUAGCUACAAUAUUCGAGAUAUUUGAUAUGUCUGGUUGCCAUGGUGUAAGUCGGUUUCCAUGGUAUUGUUUGGUUACCAAGGCAACUGAGGAGUAGUCUGGUAUAGUGUUGCUAUGGUGACCUUUCCUCCACUUAGAAUAUUUGACCAACUUGUAUAUAUGCAAAUGUAAAAUAUCCUGGUCUUUGCAUUUUAUGUGUUCAUAUGAUCCAUAUGAAUAUGAUUAAAAAAUAUUUAUUAAAAAAUA